Molecule: messenger RNA, 2730 nt
Organism: Conger conger (European conger)
Lineage: Eukaryota; Metazoa; Chordata; Actinopteri; Anguilliformes; Congridae
Gene: tmem50a
Product: transmembrane protein 50A
Exons: 7
Coding region: 503-988 (161 amino acids)
Biological process (GO): protein targeting to vacuole; late endosome to vacuole transport via multivesicular body sorting pathway
Source: RefSeq, a predicted model, not a curated record
GGGUAUUCCGGGUUCUCCAAUUAAAAAACUCGUCAGGUGCCCCUCCUGAAGCUUCCCCGCCCUGCUCUGCUCAGCUCCACCAACCCCUACCAGCUAUUGUAGAAGUCAUGUGAGCAGUUUAUGGAACAGGAUUAGGUCUGCAUCAACGUUGUGUAGAAAUGGACGAUUUUCACAAAGAGAAGCAUGAAUUCAUAAAAUAAGGGUCAAUGUUUUACAGCAACAACCUGAGUCCGUACAGGUUGCGUCCAAUUACAGGCCACGCCCCUUCGGAACUGAAAGGGAAACCCAAACUAGAGGGGAUGGGACGGUGACAUCCUUGUCCCACGGAAUUAUCCGACCAGCCGAACUACUGUAAACCCAUUACAGCGAGCUCCCGGCUACACCACGGCCGUGGAAGAACGCACUGAGCACGCGCAAGAGGACAGCAGUCGGAAACGAGCCGUUCCGUCGUCGUCGUCAGCUCGGAAACCAGCAACACACAAAAGAGGAGCAACUCGUAACCAUGUCCGGGUUCCUGGAUAGCAUCAGAUGCGGUGACUGCGAGUGUAAUGUGGACUGGUCAGAGAAGCGGAACACCAUCGCGUCGGUGGCCGCUGGUGUGCUGUUUUUCACCGGAUGGUGGAUCAUCAUUGACGCUGCCAUCAUGUUCAAAGAUCCAGAGACCUUCAACCACGCCUACCACGCCUGUGGGGUCAUCGCCACUGUGGCCUUCCUCAUGAUAAACGCGGUGUCUAACGGGCAGGUUCGGGGGGACAGCUACAGCGAAGGCUGCCUGGGCCAGACUGGUGCCAGGGUGUGGCUGUUCAUUGGCUUCAUGUUGGCGUUCGGUUCCCUCAUCGCCUCCAUGUGGAUCCUGUUCGGCGGAUUCGUCGUUAACCAUGCGGACAAGCCUGUUUAUCCUGGCAUUGCGGUUUUCUUCCAGAACGCCUUCAUUUUCUUCGGGGGCCUGGUGUUCAAAUUUGGGCGCACCGAGGACUUGUGGCAGUGAUCAGUGAUUUCUCCUGUCUGUCCUUCCAUGUCGUUACUCCCUCCUGUGUUUUUUUUUAUUUUUUAUUUUUUAUUUUUUGUUUGGUUGUUUGUUUACUCUCCCCCCAUUCACAGGCCCUCUUGGCCUUUUAUUUUAUAAUCAGUUUAUACCGGUCACUACUCGCCACUGGGCUCUGUCCAGUCUGACUAUUCACCUCCCUGUUCUUCGCCUGACCUGGAGAGAUCGUCCGAGGUCCGCCGUCUGUAACGGAAGUUCCGGCCCGUUAAACGUUCCCGCCGAGAGGCGGACGCUGAAGGAAGCUCCGGAGGCUCCGGAACGUUUCUCGAGCGGGAAAAAACGGCAUGAGCGCGUCCUUUUAUGCGGAAGCACUUUUUUGGGAUGCGUGACGUAUAAAGGAUCGAGCCGUUGGUCUACCACGUCUGCAACUGACACGUCUGUAGCUGACGCGUCUGUAACUGACGUUGGGAGGAGCGAGGAAUGGGUGGAGAGGCGGGAGCAGGGAAAGGAAGCAGGAGGUGAAAAAUGAGUGAUUGGACUCAGCCUGCUGUCUCACUGACCGAGAGAAACAAACACCAGAAACACACCUGGACUCUCUCGUUGGGCAGCCGUUCUGAGAAACACUAAUCCCCCCCCCCCCGAUCCUCAUGUGUUUGGGUGCAUUAAGCAACACCCAGACACUGUGGCGUACAAACUCAGAAAGUGUCUGGUCUCUAGAGCUGGGAGUGAUGGAUGGGCCUCUUUACAACCUGUGAGAUUUCCCCGUUCCUCCCGCCUGGUUACCGUACGUUACGUUCAGCAUGUAUGACUAUUUGCAUGACAGAAAUCGCUGUUCAUUUCUGCCCUCCCGUUUUUGGCAUUUAAAGGGCCAGGCAGAACGCCUUUGGGCGCCUGGUCUCUAGAAAGUUCAUUAGGAACAUCCCGCCAGAGACAUGUAGCGAUCAGAUUCGUCCGCCUGGUCAUACAAUAAUUACUCCAGGCAGGAAGUUGAGGUCACCGAUGACCUCACUUCCUGUGCUACCCUCGACCUGUGUUUUUUGUUUGUUUCCCUAGAACAGGGGUGUCAAACUGAAUUCCCCGGGGGCCGCAGUGUCUGCGGUUCUUUAUAACCGUGGUACAAACCCGAUUGGUGUGGGUCACAGCUGUAUUUCUACUUUAAAGCACUGUUCUCUCUCUCUCUGCUCAUAUGGGGUAAAUGCAUUUAUUAUUGUUAUGUUUGUUUUCAUAGCGUGGGGAGAAGAAGGUUUGAAUGACAGAUGGCUGUGAAGGUUUGAGUGACAGAUGGCUGUGUGUCUGGUGUGCAGCUGGAGGACUGGUCGUGUAAAAUGUACAGAACCGAUGUCGGAUUCUCGGUAUGCCCUGACUCUCUCCGCGCACUGUUAAUAAAAUGGCUUUAUUUAAAUCUCGACUGAAGGUCUGGGUUGAGUUCUGCGGUGAGCUGUUAUUUUGUAAGGUACACGUAUUGGAACAGAGUUCAGAAGAUGUUCGUGGGAGAAUUUCGCUUGUAGGUCAGCGCAUAGUGAGUGACGCACGUUUCGGAGGUUUGUCUCGUUAAUGAUGAUUUAUUAAAGAGUGUUGCACAGUUAACAUACUUCCUACUUUUACAUUUAAUGAACAGAAUGUAAGCUUUUUAUAUGGUUUGUGUAUUUUUGUUUUUUCCUGAAAUAACUUGUCGAUAUACUGGAUCUUUAGAAUGUAAAAAAUGUAUCUAAGAAAUACUGAAUAAAAAAAGACUUGGGUCAUCA